GAGAGUGCCAUGUGACAGGGAGUAUCGUACAGUUGAGCAUUUCAUUUCUUUUGAAAUGAGUGUAUGAAUUGGAAGACUAUAUUAAAGAAUUGACAAUGGCUAGCAUCGAUUAUCAUUUUGAGAAGCAAAAGUUCGGUUUCUUUUUAGACAGACCGUGUAUGUCAACUCAAUUAGAGUCCACUGGUAGCGACUUGAGCGAACGUAGCUUGAAUUCGACGCUAUUCGCCCCGAGAGACAGCGACAAAAUUCGGAACAGACACACCCCAUGGAGAAGAGGUGAUCGACAAUGGUUAGCUUAUCCGACGGUCAGGAAGAAUUUCCAGAGUCGACGGGGAAAGGAAGCUAAACCAGGAAACGGGGACAGAUGGUGUGAAUUAGGGGCCAUGCGGACACGGUGA
Molecule: messenger RNA, 398 nt
Organism: Hylaeus volcanicus
Lineage: Eukaryota; Metazoa; Arthropoda; Insecta; Hymenoptera; Colletidae
Exons: 2
Coding region: 96-398 (100 amino acids)
Source: RefSeq, a predicted model, not a curated record